Molecule: messenger RNA, 10759 nt
Organism: Manis javanica (Malayan pangolin)
Lineage: Eukaryota; Metazoa; Chordata; Mammalia; Pholidota; Manidae
Source: RefSeq, a predicted model, not a curated record
UGCUUUCCAGCCUCCCGCAAGGACUGCAAGGGGAGUUUCCUCCUGUGCCCGGAGUCCCCUUUCCUGCAGAAAGCGAAGCAGAAACAUGCGUCAGAUUCGAACAUAAUUGAAUAGAGAAGCCCCAGGACAUACCUUCUUCAGGUCUGCUCAGGGCCCACACGUGGUGCUUAGACAAAUUCACAAUGAGGAAGCGUGGCCCUUGGCCCGCAGCGGCUGUCUUCUGCUCCUUUCUCUUAGGCUUUUCCUUUACUUAUGCCCAACAACAGCAAGCAGAUGUCAAAAAUGGUGCCGCUGCCGAUAUAAUAUUUCUAGUGGAUUCCUCUUGGAGCAUUGGGAAGGAACAUUUCCAACUUGUCCGGGAAUUUCUAUAUGAUGCUAUAAAAUCUUUAGCUAUGGGAGAAAAUGAUUUCCGUUUUGCUCUGGUCCAGUUCAACGGCAACCCACAUACCGAGUUCCUGUUAAAUUCGUAUCGUACUAAACAAGAAGUCCUCUCCCAUAUUUCCAACAUGUCUUACACUGGGGGAAGCAAUCAGACUGGAAAAGGAUUAGAAUACGUAAUGCAAAAUCACCUCACUAAGGCUGCUGGAAGCCGGGCCAGUGACGGAGUCCCUCAGGUUAUUGUAGUGUUGACCGACGGACACUCGGACGACGGCCUUGCUCUGCCCUCAGCGGAACUUAAGUCUGCUGAUGUUAACGUGUUUGCAGUUGGAGUUGAGGGUGCAGAUGGAGGAGCCUUAAAAGAAAUAGCAAGUGAACCGCUCAAUAUGCAUGUUUUCAACCUAGAGAAUUUUACCUCACUUCAUGACGUAGUAGGAAACUUAGUGUCCUGUGUGCAUUCAUCCGUGACUCCAGAGAGGGCUGGAGGCACAGAGACCCUUAAGGACAUCACAGCACAAGACUCUGCUGACCUUAUUUUCCUUAUUGAUGGAUCAAACAACACCGGAAGUGUCAAUUUCCCAGUCAUUCGCGACUUCCUUGUAAAUCUCUUUGAGAGACUCUCAAUUGGAGCUCAGCAGAUCCGAGUGGGGGUGGUCCAGUAUAGUGAUGAGCCCAGAACCAUGUUCUCCUUGGACACUUACUCCACCAAGGCGCAGGUUCUGGAGGCAGUGAAAGCCCUUGGUUUCAUGGGUGGGGAGCUGGCCAAUGUGGGCCUUGCCCUGGAUUUCGUGGUGGAGAAUCACUUCACCAGGGCAGGAGGCAGCCGAGUGGAGAAAGGGGUUCCCCAGGUGCUGGUCCUCAUAAGUGCCGGGCCUUCUAGCGAUGAGAUCCGCGACGGGGUGGUAGCACUGAAGCAGGCUAGCGUGUUCUCGUUCGGCCUCGGAGCCCACGCCGCUUCCAGGGCAGAGCUUCAGCACAUAGCUACCAAUGACAACUUGGUGUUUACUGUCCCGGAGUUCCGUAGCUUUGGGGACCUGCAGGAGCAAUUACUGCCGUACAUUGUUGGUGUGGCCCAAAGGCACAUUGUCUUGCAACCGCCAACCAUUGUCACACAAGUCAUCGAAGUCAACAAGAGGGACAUAGUUUUCCUGGUGGAUGGCUCAUCCAUGCUGGGACCGGCCAAUUUCCAUGCAGUCCGCGAAUUCAUCACCAAAGUCAUCCAGAGACUGGAGAUCGGACAGGACCUUGUCCAGGUGGCAGUGGCUCAGUAUGCAGACACCGUGAGGCCAGAGUUUUAUUUCAACAGCCACCCCAAUAAAAGGGAAGUCAUGACCGCUGUGCGGAAAAUGAGACCCAUGGAGGGUUCAGUCCUGUACACAGGCUCUGCCCUGGACUUCGUUCGGAACAACCUGUUCACUAGUGCUGCUGGCUACCGGGCCGCCGAGGGGGUCCCUAAGCUUUUGGUGCUAAUCACAGGCGGUAAGUCGCUGGAUGGAGUCAGCCAGCCUGCCCAGGAGCUGAAGAGAAGCGGCAUCAUGACGUUUGCCAUUGGGAACAAGGGUGCCGACCAGGCUGAGCUGGAAGAAAUUGCUUUUGAUUCCUCCCUGGUGUUCAUCCCUGCUGAGUUCCGAGCCGCCCCUUUGCAAGGCAUGCUUCCCGGCCUGCUGGCACCUCUCAGGACCCUCUCUGGAACCACUGAAGUUCACGUAAACAAAAGGGAUAUCAUCUUUCUUUUGGAUGGAUCGGUCAACGUUGGAAAGGCCAAUUUCCCUUACGUGCGGGACUUUGUAAUGAACGUAGUUAACAGCCUUGAUGUUGGAAGCGACAAUAUUCGUGUUGGUUUAGUGCAAUUCAGUGACACUCCCGUAACGGAGUUCUCUCUAGACACUUACCAGACAAAGUCAGAUUUGCUUGCUCACCUGAGGCAGCUGCAGCUCAAGGGGGGUUCGGGCCUGAACACCGGCUCUGCCCUAAGCUAUGUCCGUGCCAACCACUUCAGCGAAGCUGGCGGCAGCCGGAUCCGGGAACACGUGCCACAGCUGCUGGUGCUGCUCACAGCUGGGCAGGCUCAGGACCCCUACCUGCAGGCCGCCAACGCCCUGGCACGCGCCGGUGUCCUCACUUUCUGUGUGGGCGCUGGCCAGGCCAGUAAGGCCGAGCUUGAGCACAUUGCUUUUAACCCGAGCCUGGUGUACCUCAUGGAUGAUUUCAGCUCCCUGCCAGCUUUGCCUCAGCAGCUGAUUCAGCCCCUAACCACAUAUGUUAGUGGCGGUGUGGAGGAAGUUCCACUCGCCCAGCCAGAAAGCAAGCGAGACAUUCUGUUCCUCUUUGAUGGCUCGGCCAAUCUCGUGGGCCAGUUCCCUGCUGUCCGAGACUUUCUCUACAAGGUUAUUGACGAGCUUGAUGUGAAACCGGACGGGACCCGGAUAGCGGUAGCUCAGUACAGUGAUGAUGUCAGGGUGGAGUCCCAUUUUAACGAACACCAGAAUAAGCCUGAAAUCCUAAAUCUGGUGAAGAGAAUGAAGAUCAAGACGGGCAAGGCCCUCAACUUGGGCUACGCCCUGGACUACGCCCAGAGACACAUCUUUGUGAAGUCUGCCGGGAGCCGGAUCGAGGAGGGGGUGCUUCAGUUCCUGGUGCUGUUGGUUGCGGGACGGUCGUCAGACCGGGUGGACAGGCCAGCCCUCAGCCUGAAACAGAGCGGGGUGGUGCCUUUCGUGCUACAGGCCAAGAACGCAGACCCUGCCGAGCUAGAGCUGGUGGUGCUGUCCCCUGCCUUCAUCCUGGCUGCAGAGUCACUUCCCAAGAUCGGAGACCUGCAACCACAGAUCGUGAAUCUCUUAAAAUCAGUGCACAAUGGGGCACCAACCCCAGCUUCAGGUGAAAAGGACGUGGUGUUUCUGAUUGACGGCUCCGAGGGUGUCAGGAGCGGCUUCCCUCUGCUGAAAGAGUUUGUCCAGAGAGUGGUGGAGAGCCUGGAUGUGGGCCCGGACCGGGUCCGGGUGGCCGUAGUGCAGUACAGUGACCGGACCAGACCCGAGUUCUACCUGAACUCAUUCAUGGACCAGCAGAGUGUGGUCGAUGCCGUACGCAGCCUGACCCUGCUGGGAGGGCCGACGCCCAACACCGGGGCCGCCCUGGACUUCGUCCUGAGGAAUAUCCUGAUCAGCUCGGCUGGAAGCAGGAUGGCAGAAGGUGUCCCCCAGCUGCUGAUAGUCCUCACAGCCGACAGGUCUGGGGAUGAUGUGUGGGGCCCCUCGGUGGUCCUGAAGAGGGGAGGGGCAGUGCCCAUCGGCAUCGGCGUGGGGAACGCCGACAUCGCAGAGCUGCAGACCAUCUCCUUUAUCCCAGACUUCGCUGUGGCCAUUCCCACCUUCCGGCAGCUGGGGACUGUCCAGCAGGUCGUCACUGAGAGAGUGGCCCAGCUCAGCCGUGAAGAGCUGAGCAAGCUCCAGCCAGUUUUCUCCUCGCCGACAAGCCCAGGUGUUGGCGGCAAGAAGGACGUGGUCUUCCUCAUCGAUGGGUCCCAAAGCGCUGGCCCUGAGUUCCAGCACGUCCGCACCCUCAUCGAGAGGCUGGUCGACUACCUGGACGUGGGUUUCGACACGACCCGGGUGGCCGUCAUCCAGUUCAGCGAGGACCCCAGGGUGGAGUUCCUGCUGAAUGCCCACACCAGCAAGGACGAAGUGCAGAACGCAGUGAGGAGGCUGCGGCCCAAGGGCGGGAGGCAGAUCAACCUUGGGGGUGCCCUGGAGUAUGUGUCAAGGAACAUCUUCAAGAGGCCCCUGGGGAGCCGGAUCGAAGAGGGUGUCCCUCAGUUCCUGGUCCUCGUUUUGUCUGGGAAGUCGGACGAUGAGGUGGAUGAGUCGGCAGCUGAGCUCAAGCAGUUUGGUGUGGCGCCAUUCACUGUGGCAAGGCACGCAGACCAGGAGGAGCUGGCCAAGAUCUCCCUGAGCCCUGAGUACGUGUUCUCCGUGAGCACCUUCCGGGAGCUGCCCAGCCUGGAGCAGAAGCUCCUGACCCCCAUCAGGACCCUGACUGCAGAGCAGAUACAGCAGAUCCUGGCCAGCACCCGCUAUCCUCCUCCGGCUGUUGAGAGCGAUGCUGCAGACAUUGUUUUCCUCAUGGACAGCUCUGAUGGCGUGAAGCCCGAUGGCGUCGCGCACAUCCGAGACUUUGUGAGCAGGAUUGUUCGAAGACUCAACAUUGGCCCCAGCAAAGUAAGGAUCGGGGUCGUGCAGUUCAGCAAUGACGUCUUCCCAGAGUUCUACCUGAAGACCUACAAGUCCCAGGCCCCCGUGCUAGAUGCCAUACGCCGCCUGAGGUUCAAAGGGGGGUCUCCGCUGAACACGGGCAAAGCGCUGGAAUUUGUGGCAAGAAAUCUCUUUGUCAAGUCUGCUGGGAGCCGAAUAGAAGACGGGGUGCCCCAGCACCUGGUUCUAUUUCUGGGUGGGAAAUCCCAGGAUGACAUUUCCAGGUUUUCACAGGUGAUGGGCUCCUCAGGGAUCGUGAGUUUAGGGGUAGGAGACCGGAACACUGACAGAACAGAGCUGCAGACCAUCACCAGCGACCCCCGGCUGGUCUUCACGGUGCGAGAGUUCAGAGACCUGCCCAACAUAGAAGACAGGGUCAUGAACUCCUUCGGGCCCUCCGGGGCCACACCUGCCCCUCCAGGAGCGGCGACACCUUCUCCCUCGAGACCAGAGAAAAAGAAAGCAGACAUUGUGUUUCUGCUGGACGGUUCCAUCAAUUUCAGGAGGGACAAUUUCCAGGAAGUGCUCCGUUUUGUGUCAGAAAUUGUGGACACGCUUUACGAGGCGGGCGACUCCAUCCAAGUGGGGCUGGUCCAGUACAACUCUGACCCCACGGACGAAUUCUUCCUGAAGGACUUUUCCACCAAGCAGCAGAUUAUUGACGCCAUCAACAAAGUGGUCUACAAAGGGGGAAGACACGCGAACACUAAAGUGGGCCUCCAGCACCUGCGGCUGAACCACUUUGUGCCAGAGGCAGGCAGCCGCCUGGACCAGCGGGUCCCUCAGAUCGCAUUUGUGAUCACGGGAGGAAAAUCGGCGGAGGACGCUCAGGAGGCCAGCCUGGCACUCACCCAGAGGGGCAUCAAAGUGUUCGCGGUGGGCGUGAAGAACAUCGACUCCGAGGAGGUCGGGAAGAUAGCGUCCAACAGCGCCACAGCGUUCCGCGUGGGGAACGUGCAGGAGCUGUCUGAGCUGAGCGAGCAGGUUCUGGAAACUCUACAUGAUGCCAUGCAUGAGACCCUAUGUCCAGGCGUGUCUGAUGUUUCCAAAGCCUGUAAUCUGGAUGUGAUUCUGGGAUUUGAUGGUUCAAGAGAUCAGAAUGUAUUUGUGAGCCAGAAGGGCCUCGAGUCCAAGAUGGAUGCCAUCUUGAAUAGAAUCAGCCAGGUGCAAAGGCUCAGCUGCAGCGGUACCCAGAUGCCCUCCGUGCGGGUGUCGGUCGUGGCCAACACGCCCACGGGCCCGGUGGAGGCCUUUGACUUUGCUGAGUACCAGCCGGAGCUGUUUGAGAAGUUCCAGAGCAUGCGUGGCCAGCACCCCUAUGUCCUCACUGCAGACACGCUCAAGGUCUAUCAGAACAAGUUCCGACAGUCCUCGCCCGACAGUGUGAAGGUGGUCAUUCAUUUUACUGACGGGGCAGAUGGAAAUCUGGCUGAUUUACAAAGGGCCUCUGAGGAACUCCGACAAGAAGGUGUCCAUGCUCUGAUCUUGGUGGGCCUUGAACGUGUAGCCAACUUGGAGCGGCUGAUGCAGUUGGAGUUUGGGCGGGGAUUCUUGUACAACAGGCCCCUGAGUCUUAACCUGCUGGACCUGGAUUACGAACUAGCAGAGCAGCUCGACAACAUUGCUGAGAAAGCUUGCUGUGGGAUCCCCUGCAAAUGCUCUGGACAGAGGGGAGACCGCGGGCUGCUGGGCAGCAUCGGGCCAAAGGGCAUCCCUGGAGAAGACGGCUACCGAGGUUAUCCUGGGGACGAGGGUGGACCUGGUGAAAGGGGUCCGCCUGGUGUGAAUGGCACUCAAGGUUUCCAGGGCUGCCCCGGGCAGAGAGGAGUCAAGGGCUCUCGAGGAUUCCCAGGAGAGAAGGGCGAACUGGGAGAAAUCGGGCUGGAUGGUCUUGACGGUGAAGAUGGAGAUAAAGGAUUGCCUGGUACUUCUGGAGAGAAAGGGAAUCCUGGGAGAAGGGGUGACAAAGGUCUUAAAGGAGACAGAGGAGAAAGAGGAGACAUUGGAAUCAGAGGUGACCCGGGUGACUCAGGACGGGACAGCCAGCAGCGAGGACCCAAAGGAGAAACGGGAGACCUCGGCCCCAUGGGUCUCCCCGGGAGCGACGGACUACCUGGAAGUUCUGGAGAGCCCGGGAAGAACGGUGGCUUUGGCCGAAGGGGGCCAGCAGGAGCUAAGGGCAACAGGGGCGGCCCAGGCCAGCAGGGCUCUGCGGGAGAGUCAGGGGCCAGAGGCGCACAGGGUCCAGCUGGUCCCACUGGCCCUCCAGGCCUCAUCGGUGAACAAGGCAUUCCCGGGCCCCAGGGAAGCGGAGGGACGGCAGGUGCUCCUGGAGAACGUGGCAGAUUCGGUCCCUUGGGAAGAAAGGGUGAGCCUGGAGAACCAGGACCAAAGGGCGGAAUUGGGAGCCGGGGCCCCCGUGGCGAGACGGGAGACGACGGGCGGGAUGGAUUUGGCAGCGAAGGACGCAAAGGCAAGAAAGGAGAACGAGGAUUCCCUGGACACCCAGGUCCAAAGGGCACCUCUGGCGAGCCGGGGACCAGUGGAGCUCUAGGACCCCAAGGCAUCAGAGGCCGGAGGGGAAAUUCAGGGCCUCCAGGGGCAGCUGGGCAGACGGGAGACCCUGGCCACCCAGGACCAGCUGGUCUCAAAGGCAACAGAGGAGACUCCCUUGAUCAAUGUGCCCUUGUGCAAAGCAUCAAAGAUAAAUGUCCUUGCUGCUAUGGGCCCCUGGAAUGCCCCGUCUACCCGACAGAACUGGCCUUUGCCCUGGACACCUCUGAGGGGGUCACCCAAGAGACGUUCAGCCGGAUGAGGGACGUGCUCCUGAAGGUCGUGGGCGACUUGACCAUCGCGGAGAGUAACUGCCCGAGGGGGGCCCGCGUGGCCGUGGUCACCUACAACAAUGAGGUGACCACGGAGAUCCGGUUUGCCGACUCCAAGAGGAAGUCCAUCCUCCUGGACAGGGUGAAGAACCUGCAGGUGGCACUGACGUCCAAGCAGCAGAGUCUGGAAACCGCCAUGUCAUUCGUGGCCAGAAACACGUUUAAGCGCGUGAGGAAUGGAUUCCUGAUGAGGAAAGUGGCCAUUUUCUUCAGCAACAAGCCCACCAGAGCUUCCCCACAGCUCCGGGAGGCGGUGCUGAAGCUCUCGGACGCUGGGAUCACACCCUUGUUCCUCACCAGCCAGGAGGACCGGCAGCUCAGUAACGCUCUGCAGAUCAAUAACACAGCAGUGGGCCACGUGCUUGUCCUGCCUGCUAGAGGGGACCUCACGGACUUCCUGAAGAACGUCCUGACGUGUCAUGUCUGCCUGGACAUCUGCAACAUUGACCCAUCCUGUGGAUUUAGAGGCUGGAGGCCUUCCUUCAGGGACAGGAGAGCGGCCGGCAGCGAUGUGGAUAUCGACAUGGCUUUCCUCUUAGAUAGCUCGGAGUCCACCACUCUGUUCCAGUUCAACAUGAUGAGGAAGUACAUAGGGUACCUGGUCCGACAGCUGGACAUAAGCCCAGACCCCAAGGCCUCCCAGCAUUUUGCCAGAGUGGCAGUUGGGCAGCACUCGCCCUACGAGUCCCUGGGGAACUCCAGUGUGCCACCCGUGAAGGUGGAGUUCUCCCUGACCGACUAUGGCUCCAAGGAGAAGCUGGUGGACCUCCUCGGCAGGAGAAUGACACAGCUGCAGGGGACCAGGGACUUGGGCCGUGCCAUUGAAUACACCAUCGAGAACAUCUUUGAAAGCGCACCCAACCCACGGGACCUGAAAAUCGUGGUCCUGAUGCUGACGGGUGAGGUGCAGAGGCAGCAACUGGAGGAGGCCCGGAGAGCCAUCCUGCAGGCCAAGUGCAGGGGCUAUUUCUUCGUGAUUCUGGCCAUCGGCAGGAGGGUGAACAUCAAGGAGGUGUACAGCUUCGCCAGCGAGCCAAACGACGUCUUCUUCAAACUAGUGGAUAAGGCGACUGAGCUCAACGAGGAGCCUCUGAUGCGCUUUGGGAGGCUGUUACCAUCCUUUGUCAGCAGUGAAAAUGCUUUUUACCUGUCCCCAGAUAUCAAGAAACAGUGUGACUGGUUCCAGGGGGGCCAACUGGCAAAGAAUCAUGUGAAGUUUGGUCAUAAACAAGUAAAUGUUCCGAAUAAUGUUACUUCAAGUCCUACAUCCAAACCAGUGACCACGACAAAGCCAGUGGCCACCACGGAACCAGUGACGAGCAUAACAAAGCCAGUGACAGUGGUAAACCUGCCAGUUGUGAAGCCGGCCGCAGUAAAGCCAGCCGCGGUGAAGCCAGCUGUGGUGAAGCCACCCACAGUGAAGCCAGCCAUGGUGAAGCCAGCUGCUGUGAAGCCAGCCGUGGCAAGACCUGUAGCUGUGAAGCCCGAGGCCACAAAGACAGCCACUGUCAGACCUGCAGUGGCAGCAAAGCCAGUGGCUGUAAGACCCCCCACCACUGCCAAACCCUCGGCUGCCAAACCCGAGGCCCCCAAGCCACAGGCAGCCAAAGUGGUUGCCACCAAACCAGCCGCUGCCAAGCCCGUGGUUGUGAAGCCGGCCGCAGUAAAGCCAGCCGCGGUGAAGCCAGCUGUGGUGAAGCCACCCACAGUGAAGCCAGCCAUGGUGAAGCCAGCUGCUGUGAAGCCAGCCGUGGCAAGACCUGUAGCUGUGAAGCCCGAGGCCACAAAGACAGCCACUGUCAGACCUGCAGUGGCAGCAAAGCCAGUGGCUGUAAGACCCCCCACCACUGCCAAACCCUCGGCUGCCAAACCCGAGGCCCCCAAGCCACAGGCAGCCAAAGUGGUUGCCACCAAACCAGCCGCUGCCAAGCCCGUGGGUAGGGCAUCUCGGGAGGUCCACGUGUCUGAGAUCACAGAAAACAGCGCCAGACUCCAGUGGGAGAAGCCUGAGCCCCCCAAUCCUUACUUCUACAGCCUUGCCGUCACCUUGGCCCAUGACCAGUCCUUGGUUCUGAAGCAGAACCUCACGGUCACGGACCGCGUCAUUGGGGGCCUGCUCGCGGGGCAGGCGUACCACGUCCUGGUGGUCUGCUUCCUGAAGUCUCAGGUCAGAGCCACCUACCAAGGAAGUUUCAGUACAAAGAAAACUCCGCCUCUGCCACCACAACCAGAGAAGGGAGCUUCUAGUUCGACCAGCCAUCUGGUGGUGAGCACAGACCUGCUGGCUGGUAGCGAAACAGAUAUAUGUAAGUUCCCAAAGGAUGAAGGAACUUGCAGGAAGUUUAUACUGAAAUGGUACCAUGAUUUAGAGAUGAAAAGCUGUGUGCGAUUCUGGUACGGAGGCUGCGGUGGAAACGAGAACAGAUUUAAUUCACAGGAAGAAUGUGAAAAGGUCUGCCCUCCUGCGCUCACGAACCCCAGAGUCAUCGCUGCCAUUGGGACCUAGGCAUGGCCAGCCGGCGACACAUACCUCUUGAAGGAGUCAGUGAGUCAUGUCCGUAGCAGCUCCGGUGUGGACGGCCUGGCCCUGUACCGUUUCGCGCUUUGACUUACCCUCGAACCCGGGAGGAGCCGCUCUGCCGCAAGACCUAUCGAUAUGGUGCUACGUGUGUCUGUGGACCCAGGGCUCUGUCUCCAGGCGGUUAUAGUGUAGACUGCGUGUCGUGUUAUAGUUAUCCACUGCUGGUGUUGGUGUGAACGUUUCUAUAAAUGCAGAUUCCCUCUGGAGUUUCACAUUAUGCCUGAUUUGGGCAAAUGCGAGGUCUGGAGAAUAACUGAAUUUCACAGCUGCUCUCUGUAUUUCUGCCUGGCCCCUUGUUUCUUCUCUUAAGCAUGACUUUAGAUGGAAAGCCUAUGUACGGCAAAUAAACAGAGUCCAACGUUUUCAUUCCCCCCCAAUUACCUGGAUUAGAUUUCCAGCUACUUUUCCUUUUCCAAAGCCUCUAACAAACAGCCUGGUUAGAAGGAACUGAAAUCUCUUCAUGUGUGUGCACUGCGGUGGGACCAAUGCCUUAAUUAAAGAAUGAAAAGAAAGUCAUAAUAGAGAAUAUUUUUGGCAUUCCUCUAAUGUUGUGUGUGUGUAUUUUUUUUUUUUGCUGGAGGUGGGGUUUAAUUUUAAUUUUAAAAUUUUUAGGAAAUUUAUACAAAGAAACUUUUUAAUAAAGUGUAUUGAAAGUGUCCUGG